Molecule: messenger RNA, 2367 nt
Organism: Linum trigynum
Lineage: Eukaryota; Viridiplantae; Streptophyta; Magnoliopsida; Malpighiales; Linaceae
Source: the annotation of a GenBank genome assembly
UAGUACUAAUUGAAAAGGAUGAGAUUCCAAUUAGCAAAAAUGUGAGAAAGGUGGUGUGGAACUGUGGAUGCACGAGCCCGAGGAAAAAGAUUAGAGGGGUCAUUAGUCUAGUUCAAAUAUUUGAUACUUUAAUAAAAUAUGAUUAUAGAUUGACUAGCUAGCUAGAUAGUUCCAUGUUGAAGAAAUGAUUAGACCUUUAAAAUUCAAAAUAUUAUAUUUUCCCAAACUUUCAUUCAACUAAUCGCUGGAUCUCCCAAUCUUCUAAAACUCAAAACAUAACUUUAACUUAAAGCAAAAACCUUAUUUAUUCCAAACAAAAAAGAAGAAGUGUAUUCCAAGGUAUGAUUGGUUAGCUUGGACUUGGAGAUCCCUACCACCAUAUCCUAUCAUCAUUUUCCUCCUCAUCUCUCUAUCUCAAUGUAUGUCCCUCCCAAUUAUGACCAUAACAACUCACCCCCUCUCUUAAUCUUAAAUCUUAAUCACCAUUUUUCAAUUUAAUUAUGAUAAUUUCUCCAUUGUUUAGGCAUGGAAAUAUAUGUUGGGUUGGGUUGCCAUCAAGAGGAGACCACUUACCCUUUAUUUUUGUUUGAGGGUCACAUAACCCUUUCCUCUUAAAGAUAAUGCACAUGACAACUCAAGCCAAGGACCACCUACCUAGCUAGCUAGAACAUGAACACAUUAAGUACUUGUCAUGAAAACCAGGCACUAAUUAACUAUUCCUCUUAUUUAUCCAUUAUAAGGACAAUCAUUUAUCUAUUCAGAUGUCCAAAUAUAAAUGACAUAACUUUUUCUGUCGUAUCAACUUGAUCUAAACCCGACACGUUUAAAAGUGACUGUCUGUAACGCGAUCAAAUAAUAUUUGAAACAAUCUUAUUCAUAUUUACUCGUAACGAUCGUAUGACCGGAUUAAUCGAUUUGUAAAAUUUUCACACUUUUUUCUAUUGUUCACAUAAUUCACAUCUACCAUCAGAAACAAAUUAAUUAAACCGACCCGUUAUUAACCAUGACCCACCAAUCGUCGAAAUUUGACCCGUCCGCCAAUCAGUGACUUGGGGGUAAGGCUGUUAAUGAGCCGAGCCGAGCCUAACCCAACUUUGUCAUAGCUCGGGCUCAGCUCGUUAAUAUAUUUCCAGGCUCGAGCUCCGCUCGGCUUCGUCACGAGCUUUAAUAUGCAAGCUCGGCUCGUUUAUGAAAAUGAAAGCUCGAGCUCGACUCACCAAAUAAGCUUAACGAGCCCAAAAUCGAGUUCAACGCAUACCAUGUUCAUUAUAGCUCGAGCUAGCACCGAGCAUAAAAUUACAUUCAAACCUGCAGCAAAGUCUAGCAAAAAACAAAACACAAUAUUGAUCUCGAUUUCAAUACAUUAAAAUCUAUGAAAUCCCAAUCCUUUCUAAUGCCAAACCGUUAAUUAAAUGAGCUUGUUUGCGAGUUUUCGAGCUGAACAUGGUAUGACUCGAGUUCGACUCGUUUAGUUAAUGAACCUGUUUGCGAGCCGCGGCUCGAUUAAGACGAAUCGAGUCUUGAAACAAGUUUUUCUCGAAUCGGAUUCCGAGCCCGUUCAUAAUCUCUGCUUGGUUCGUUAACAAAUAAUAACAACCCUACUUGGGGUGAAAAUUUCACUUAUGGAAAUCCAUUGGAGAGACAGUUAGAAAGAUUCCUUCUUUGGUGGGGAGGACAAUGGCGCCUCAUACCGGUCCCAUAUGUCAAAGCCAUGGAACGUCGGAGGGGAGGACCAAAUCCGCUGUAUUCUUCAAUCUUCAAUUGUUGCAAAAUCUUGCAGCUUAACGUAUCGAGGGGCAAUUCUGACCGAACAAUUUCACUACUGCAGUGCUGUCUCUCUCUCUCUCCCUCUCUCUACAUGUUCAGAGCCUUCGUCAGCAUCUACCAGAGAGAGAAAGAAAACAACAAACAAUUUUGUAGAGCAGAGGCAGAGGCAGAGGCAGAGGCAGAGGCAGCGGCAGCAAGCUCGACAUGAAUAAACAGGUGGCCUCUUCUUAUAUCUCUGCCCAGCACAGCGCCCAUUGCCCCAUCAUCACAUGAAGUAGUAAUUUGGUCUUCUUCCCCAAAUAUCUCAGUUCCUAUAUAAACUAUAUUCCAAAUUCGAGAAUCCAAUGCCUCGUGUGGGCAUUAAUUACCCUUCCUAAUUGCAUUACUGCUAAUGCAUAGCGUUUCACCCUAUAACUUCUGACUUGUUGUGUGCAUCAAACUUGUUUCCUUCGUCUAAAUAAUAAUCUUUUCAAGCAGAGGAAAUCGUGGGAUCGACGGCGUUCUAAUUUGCGAUCUGUCGUCAAAAAGAGCCACGCUCGUGGUGUUGAAAUUACGAGGUUACUUGUUUUUGGAGAAUUUGAGUAAAUCUUAUAUGAACGA